AUGUCGUGGAUAUUUGGCGGAAAGUCCAGUUCGCAGAAGCAGGAGGAUAAUACGGCACUUGGGUUUGAUCCUGCCCAAGUUUCAAAUGUUUCAAAUAUAAUUUCGGCACCUGGAGUGCUGGAUCCAUCGCGGUUGCAUCCUUUGGCUGGAUUGGAGAAAGGUGUGGAGUAUUUGGACCUCGAGGAAGAACAGUUAUCAACACUUGAAGGUUCCCAGGGUUUGAUUCCUUCGCGUGGUUGGACUGACGAUCUUUGUUACGGUACUGGUGCUGUGUAUUUAAUCGGUUUGGGUCUUGGUGGUUCAUAUGGGUUCUUUGAAGGGCUGCGUAACAUUCCACCCAAUAGUCCGGGAAAACUACAACUAAAUACCGUUUUGAAUCAUGUUACGAGACGGGGUCCCUUCUUGGGUAACAAUAUGGGUGUUCUAGCGCUUACUUAUAACUUGGUCAAUUCAUCGAUCGAUGCUUUUAGAGGUAAACACGACGUGCCGGGUUCUAUAGUGGCUGGUGCUUUGACUGGUGCGAUUUUCAAGUCUUCUAGAGGGCUGAAAGCCAUUGGUUACUCAUCGGCUAUGAUGGCCGGUGCCGCGGCUACAUGGUGCGGUGUGAAGAAAACGAUCUUGGAGUGA
Molecule: messenger RNA, 627 nt
Organism: Torulaspora delbrueckii
Lineage: Eukaryota; Fungi; Ascomycota; Saccharomycetes; Saccharomycetales; Saccharomycetaceae
Gene: TIM23
Product: protein transporter TIM23
Exons: 1
Coding region: 1-627 (208 amino acids)
Biological process (GO): protein import into mitochondrial matrix
Cellular component (GO): mitochondrial inner membrane; TIM23 mitochondrial import inner membrane translocase complex
Molecular function (GO): transmembrane protein transporter activity
Source: RefSeq, a predicted model, not a curated record